AAUACUCGUCGUGAGGCUUAUGUCAUGGCUCGCACUAAGCAGACCGCUCGCAAGUCCACCGGCGGCAAGGCGCCGCGCAAGCAGCUGGCCACCAAGGCGGCCCGCAAGAGCGCGCCGGCCACGGGCGGCGUGAAGAAGCCGCACCGCUACCGGCCCGGCACGGUGGCCCUGCGCGAGAUCCGCCGCUACCAGAAGUCCACGGAGCUGCUGAUCCGCAAGCUGCCGUUCCAGCGCCUGGUGCGCGAGAUCGCGCAGGACUUCAAGACCGACCUGCGCUUCCAGAGCUCGGCCGUGAUGGCGCUGCAGGAGGCGUGCGAGGCCUACCUGGUGGGGCUCUUCGAGGACACCAACUUGUGUGCUAUCCAUGCCAAGCGCGUCACCAUCAUGCCCAAGGACAUCCAGCUUGCUCGUCGCAUCCGUGGUGAAAGGGCGUAAGCUUGUUUUUCCAUUAAGUGCUAAUCUUAAACCCAAAGGCUCUUUUCAGAGCCACCUACAACUUCAUUUUGAAGAGCUGUACUGUAAGGAAGUAAAAUUCUCCCCUCAACAAGGGUGGGUUAGGGUAGAAUUUUUCCCGCCCCAACCCCUUCCCCCACAGCCAAACAUCCCUGGAGUUGUAAGUGAGGUGAGGGUCUAACCAUGUUUCCUUAACAGGUAGCCAUUCAGGCAUAGUUUAUCAAACCUUAUUUAUGACCCUGCUUGUAAGUAGUCCAGUUGAUGGCAUUGCUUUAUCUCACAUUGCUUUUGUUUCUUCUAGGGCUAUGUACCAUGGUAUGCUAUGCUGUACAAUUUUUUCACAAUUCUUUGUUGUAGUUGUUACUCAAAUAUAGGACUUUAG
Messenger RNA from Physeter macrocephalus (sperm whale), 835 nucleotides. RefSeq names its product histone H3.1. The record is from RefSeq and is a predicted model, not a curated record. Bases 25 to 435 code for a protein of 136 amino acids. NCBI's taxonomy places the organism in Eukaryota, Metazoa, Chordata, Mammalia, Artiodactyla, Physeteridae. The transcript has a single exon. Gene Ontology annotation, molecular function: protein heterodimerization activity; DNA binding; structural constituent of chromatin. Gene Ontology annotation, cellular component: nucleosome.